This is a messenger RNA of Talaromyces rugulosus, 639 nucleotides long. RefSeq lists its product as uncharacterized. Bases 1 to 639 code for a protein of 212 amino acids. The record is from RefSeq and is a predicted model, not a curated record. The transcript is spliced from 2 exons. Lineage: Eukaryota; Fungi; Ascomycota; Eurotiomycetes; Eurotiales; Trichocomaceae.
AUGAGCAGCACGAACGCGUCGACGCCGCGGGUUGGGUCCCCGCUGUUGGUGGGCAGCCGGAGCAUCAUCGAGUAUGAAUGGGCGAAUGCUGGCAAGCCGCACAACUUCAUCUGCUCGAGGUGCCGCAAACCGGGAAACCUGCUCGACUGCGCGACCUGUUGUCGCGCGUAUCACGUGGCCUGCCUGCCAGCACCGCCAGGCGAGGAAGGCGCGGGCUCGUGGUCGUGCCCUCCGUGCCAGCAGCGUCAGGAAGCAUCUCGUCUUGUCUCGCCAGCAGCAGACCAGCUCUCGUGCGAGCACGCAAAGCAGUUUCUCUCCAGGCACGGCCACUACUCUGCAGGCGACGAGGCCUUCUCCCCCGAUUUCCUGCUUCAAUUGCAGCAGUUGAUCGUCCAGGCCGACCUUCAGUCCCAGACAGCUCGGGAAUUGGAGCAGCUGCGAAAUGAGAAUCGACAGCUCCAGGAGGAGAACCAGCGGCUGAAGACUGGCCAACGACCACCUCCGAUUCAUGAUAGUUCUACUUAUGACCGACUACGAAGCCCACCUGUUUUUCAUGGACAUGGCUCUGAAGCAGUGGAAGCCCAGAGAUUGGAUGCUGCCGAGAAAUCUUGGGAUCGCAUCAUUAGCGAUGCCUUUUAA